AUGCCCGCAAACCGCAUCCAUACCCUCUCCAAGCGGUAUGAAAAGGCCCUCGUCAUCGGCGUGGGCGAGUUCUGCGGCACAUUCAUGUUCCUGCUGCUGUCCUUUAUGGGAGCGCAGGUGGCCCUCGAGAACAACCCGGCUGCGGAUGGCCACAAGCUGGAGCCGGCCACGCUGCUGUACAUUGCGUCGUCGUUUGGGACGGCGCUGGCGGUGAAUGUGUGGGUGUUUUAUCGCGUUACGGGGGGCAUGUUUAACCCUGCGGUCACGCUGGGACUUGUCCUUGUCGGAGCCGUCAAGCCUCUCCGCGCACUCAUCAUUCUGCCGACGCAAAUCAUCGCGGGCAUCGCCGCCGCGGCCACCGUCUCGGCCCUGCUGCCCGGCCACCUCGACGUGACAAACAGCCUCGGCGGCGGCACAAGCACGGCGCAGGGCCUCUUCAUCGAAAUGUUCCUCACGGCGCAGCUCGUGCUGACGGUGUACUUCCUCGCCGUGGAGAAGCACCGCGCCACGUUCCUCGCGCCCGUGGGCAUCGGCGUCAGCGUCUUCAUCGCGCACCUGGCCGGCACCAACUUCACGGGCACGGGCAUCAACCCGGUGCGGAGCCUCGGCCCGGCGGUGGUGACGGGCAGGUUUGAGGGCUAUCACUGGAUAUACUGGCUGGGGCCGUGCCUGGGCGCAUUGCUGUCCUUUGCGGUGUACUCGCUGCUCAAGGCGCUGGAGUACCAGAUUGCGAACCCGGGCCAGGACGCGGGCGAUCCGGAGACGGCGAAUGAGGAGGCGCUGGCGGUGGAGGAGAUGGGCACGGAAGGGCUGGCGAUUGUGAGGAGCAGGACGAGGAGCGGGAGCGCGGCGAGUGAGGCGCGGUAUAAGAGGGAUGUGGCGAUGAGGAGGGGGAGCGCGGUGGAUGGGAGCGCGGUGAGCGCGGCUGAUGCUGUUUGA
Trichoderma atroviride IMI 206040 is the source of this 939-nucleotide messenger RNA. RefSeq lists its product as uncharacterized. Gene Ontology annotation, cellular component: plasma membrane. Gene Ontology annotation, biological process: transmembrane transport; water transport. Gene Ontology annotation, molecular function: water channel activity. NCBI's taxonomy places the organism in Eukaryota, Fungi, Ascomycota, Sordariomycetes, Hypocreales, Hypocreaceae. The record is from RefSeq and is a predicted model, not a curated record.